CUCUGCUCUGCUCUGCUGGCGCAUGCCUCCAGCAAAGCAAACACCAAGACCAGUGGAAGCCGAGCUGGUCGUCGUUCUCUUCUCUUCCACUUCUGCCCCCUCCCUCCAUCUCUCUACAAAUCUCUCGCCCCCUUCCCACUCUCUCUCCACCAUUCUCCCUCUCCUGCACGCGCUCCUAGUUUCCACCGGACUGCACGCGCGCGCACGGUUCGAUCCGGUUCCAGCCAGCAGCAUGGCCGAGGGGGCGAAGCAGGAGGCCGCGGCGGUUGCCCAGGUGGUCGCGCCGGAGGCGGACAGCAAGGUGGUGGAGGAGAAGGCCGUCGAGGUGGUGGAGGAGAAGGCUGACGAGGUAGCGGCGGCGGCGGCGGAGGAGGAGGAGGAGGAGGAGAAGAAGAUGGAGGAGGCGGAGGCGGAGGCGGAGGCCGGGGCGGUCAUCGAGGGCACCACCGCGUCCUUCAAGGAGGAGAGCAACCUCGUCGCCGACCUCGCCGACCCCGAGCAGAAGGCGCUCGCCCAGCUCAAGGAGCUCGUCGCCGCCGCGCUCGCCAGCGGGGAGUUCGACCUGCCCCCGCCCCCGCCUCCGCCCGCUCCGGCGGCAGAGGAGCCGGCCAAGGAGGAGGAGGCGGCGGCGGCCAAGAGCGAUGUGGCGGCCGAGGUUGGUGAGGCGCCGAAGACUGAGGUGGCGGCCGCGAGCGAGCCCAAGGCCGAGGAGCCUGCCAAGGAGGAGCCCAAGACGGAAGCGCCGGCCCAGGAGGAGCCCAAGGCUGAGGAGCCUGCCAAGGUGGAGCCCAAGGCCGAGGAGGCACCACCGGCGGCGGUGGCUGUCGUGGAGGAGCCCAAGGCUGAGGCACCGGCGGCGGUGGCUGCCGCGGAGGAGCCCAAGCCUGAGGUGGUGGCCGAGGAGGCAGGCGCCAAAACCGUGGAGGCCAUCGAGGAGACCGUCGUCCCCGCCGCGCCCGAGCCGAAGGAGGAGCUGAUCUGGGGCGUGCCGCUGGUGGGCGGGGACGAGCGCACGGACACGGUGCUCCUCAAGUUCCUCCGCGCGCGCGAGUUCAAGGUGAAGGAGGCCAUGGCGAUGCUCAAGGCGGCCGUGCUGUGGCGCAAGAGCUUCGGCAUCGACGCGCUCCUCGACGCCGACCUCGGCGUGCCGGAGCUGGAGAACGUGGUGUUCUACCGCGGCGCAGACCGCGAGGGCCACCCCGUCUGCUACAACGUCUACAGCGAGUUCCAGGACAAGGACCUCUACGAGAAGGCCUUCGGCGACGACGAGAAGCGGGAGCGCUUCCUCAAGUGGCGCAUCCAGCUCCUCGAGCGCGGCAUCCGGGAGCAGCUGGACUUCUCGCCCAGCGGCAUCUGCUCCAUGGUGCAGGUCACCGACCUCAAGAACUCGCCGCCCAUGCUUGGCAAGCACCGUGCCGUCACCCGCCAGGCGCUCGCGCUGCUCCAGGACAACUACCCCGAGUUCAUCGCCAAGAAGGUGUUCAUCAAUGUGCCAUGGUGGUAUCUUGCGGCAAACAAGGUGAUGAGCCCGUUCCUCACACAGCGCACCAAGAGCAAAUUCACAUUUUGCGGCCCAGCCAAGACUGCAGAGACCCUUUUCAGAUACAUCGCGCCUGAGCAAGUCCCUGUCCAAUUUGGUGGUCUCUUCAAGGAGGAUGAUACUGAAUUCUCGACUUCUGAUGGCGUCACUGAGCUCACUGUCAAGCCUUCUUCCAAAGAAACUAUCGAGAUUCCUGCUACUGAGAACUCCACGGUCGUGUGGGAGCUCCGCGUGCUUGGAUGGGAGGUGAGCUACGGCGUGGAGUUCACCCCCGACGCAGAGGGUGGCUACACGGUCAUCGUGCAGAAGACGAGGAAGGUGCCCGCCAAUGAGGAACCGAUCAUGAAGGGUAGCUUCAAAGCAAGCGAGCCUGGCAAGGUCUUGCUUACCGUCAACAACCCAACAUCGAAGAAGAAGAAGCUGCUGUGCCGAUUCAAGGUCAAGAGCUCCACCGAAUCCGCCUGAGGCUCCUCAACUGAUACUAUCGCCAACCAGGUCCAUACCACCACCAUUUGAACAUUGUUGCAUGAUAGAAGGGGGAACAAUAAGAUUUUAGCUGUCCGUUUUGGCGUCGGGUUCUUUAAUUUGUUGGGCUUGCUGUUUUUUGGGGAUCAGACUUGCGUGUGCGUUUACUUGAAACCAAAGUGGGCUUGUGCUAUGAGAUAGCUGGGAUCAGAAGGUGGGGAAAAUAUUGAGAUAGUGAUGGUUCUUGCCAUCAGGAUGUGCCGAACAAGUGUCGCUGAUCUGUAAAAAAUUCUGUCUGUACAUGGUAUCCGUUGAUUCUCUUUCAUCUGCAUGUCGAUUUUUAGAAAA
Messenger RNA from Hordeum vulgare subsp. vulgare (domesticated barley), 2353 nucleotides. RefSeq names its product patellin-3-like. Lineage: Eukaryota; Viridiplantae; Streptophyta; Magnoliopsida; Poales; Poaceae. The record is from RefSeq and is a predicted model, not a curated record. The coding region runs from base 23 to 2005 and encodes 660 amino acids. Gene Ontology annotation, molecular function: lipid binding. The transcript has 4 exons.